Molecule: messenger RNA, 5262 nt
Organism: Chlamydomonas reinhardtii
Lineage: Eukaryota; Viridiplantae; Chlorophyta; Chlorophyceae; Chlamydomonadales; Chlamydomonadaceae
Exons: 3
Coding region: 254-4186 (1310 amino acids)
Source: RefSeq, a predicted model, not a curated record
ACACCGGAGCGCCCAGCUGUUGAAGGCUUGCGACGCGCAGUUGCACUUGCGGCAAGGUUUGCGAGCAGCCCCGUCACCGCUCUGAUCCUCUCUCACUCGCCUUUACGGAGAUCCGCUAGUCGCCUUCUGUUCCUCUUCAUUCUUGCUUGACUACUGCACGCAAUCGCCAAGCGACAUCAUGGCUCCGACCGGCGGCGCCGAAGUCGGUUCGCUCGACCACUGGCUCUGCGAGGGAGAGCAGGCACAGGGAGGAAUGAGGACUGCCUCGCAGCAGCAGAAGCAGGCGAUUGAGCAGCGCGCGGCUGCGGUCGCGGCAGCUGUUGAGGGAGCAGCCCAACCGCGGCGUGGCCCCGAGAUCAGCCUUAACCCCAUCGCCAUCGCCGCGGCCGCCGCCGCCGCUGCUGCUGCUGAUGCCGGGGCCGGCAGCAGCAGCGCCGCGAUCGGCUGUAGCAGCGGGACAGGACCGGCGGCUGUAGCACCACCGGCUCCAGGGCGGCCGCCGCGCUCGCCGAUGUCCGCGGGUGCCAGGCGGCCCGGAGCGAGCAUUGGCGGCGGCGCAACCCAGGGGCUGCCUGGUGACGGCGAGGGUCACUGGCGGAGCGGACGUGAGACAGCAUCCUGUGGAGCUCCUGAGAGCACGCUGCCGGCCCUAAGGCACGCGCAGCAGGCGUGCGGGGCCAGGGGCGUGUUGAUGCCGGCAGAGGUGGCGGCUGCAGCAGUGUCUCGGCCGCAACCUCCAGAGGAGGCAGCGGCAGAGGCGGGCACAACCGCCGCGCCGUCACUGGCCACUGGUCGUUCAGGCGCUUCUGCAGUGGCUACCGUUGGCGUUGCCACAGGCGCUGCCGCCGGCAGCGCUGCCACCGGCACCCUUACCGAGCGCUCAGUCGAGGCCGCAGGCGGCGGCGCAUCACCGGCAGCGGUGCCCGCCGCGUCAUGGCUUGACCGGCUGGCGGCGGCCGCGGCCUGCCCCCUCAUGCCGGCACCCCUGCCGCCCCUGCCGGACCUGCCGCCCGCUGUUGCGCCCAGCUUGCCCGCACUCCAGCAGCUGCCCAUCGCCGGCGCCGGCAACAUCUCUGCUAGCGGCGGCGCUGGGUUCCUCGUUCUGCUGGGCGGCGGCCGCAGCUGUGGCGGCGGCAGUGGCGGCCAGCAGGGCUCGCCGCAACCGGCGCGGGUGAGCGGCCCGCCGCCGUGCCUGCCGCCGCGCAGCAAGUCGCUCUUGUCCAUGCAGCUGCGCUCAUCCUCCCCAGAGACGGUUGGAAUUGGCGUCGGCGUCGGCGCCGGCGCCGGUUGUGACAGGCCUGCCCCGCCGCCUGCGCCUGCCCCUCCUGCUGCUGCUGGACCUGCCGCCGCAGCCACACCAGCCGUGCUGGCCGCUGCUGACGGGGCCAGUGCGGCGGCAGCCGAUGCUGGCGUCGGCGGCGCAGACGGCGGAGGCCCCGAGCGUCAGGGCAUUCCAUGUCCGGGGCUCGGGGCUAUGGCCGCGGCGGUGGCGGCGGCGGCGGCGGGAGCUGCCCGUGUGCCUGAGGCGCAUCUGGCUGACGCCGUGGCGGCGCGGGCCCAGCGGAACCUGUUCGCCGCCCUCGCGCCGCUGCGGGCGGCAGCUGCCGAUGGCGGCGACGGCGGCGGCGGCGGCGGCACGGAUGAUGAGGCCGGUCAGAGGCGGGGGCCGCAGGCGACGGACGAGGUGGAGCAGGAGGAGCCAGGGGGCAAGCAGAGGCAGGGGGAGAAGGAGGAGGGGCAGGGGGAGGACGAGAGGAGCGAGGGGAGCGUGUUCGGUAGCGUUGGCGGGAUGGAGGCUCUGGACCUGGAUUGCGACUGCGAUACCGAGCAGCAACAGCAACAGCCACCACCACUGCCUCCACCGCCGCCAGGGGACCUGGGGCUCAAGGACGGGGGAGGUUUGCUGGUCCAGCAGGUGGGGGAGGCGGAAGCGGACGAUGUGAACGCGCCAGAGGAGGCCCCGGACACCCCGCCGGACGUGGUGGGCUCGCCGCCCACGUCACCAACCUUGGCUGCAGCUGUCAGAGGCGCAGCCCACAGCGCAAAGUAUGGCAGCAGCACAGCCACUGGCCACAGCUACAGCCCCUCCAGCGUUAGCUGGCCGUUGGCUGGUGGCGCAGAGGGCGGUGGCAGGGAUGGGCUCACAGCACCGGGUGGAGCGGCAGUAGCGCUGCCGGGGCUGCUGCUGCUACAGCCGGAUACUGACGAGGCCGAGCUGGCCCUGGAUCCGGCCUGCGCGGCCGCGGCAGUGGUGGGUGAAACUGCUGGAGAAAGCCACAGCUUUCCUGCUGCAUGUGUGGAGACCGGUAGGUUGGCUCCGGACGAGAAGCAGCAGGCGGCCGCGUCCGAGGUUGGCGCCGGCGCGGUGGAGGGGCAGUCGGCACGAACGGCUGCGGCGGCUGCCACCAGUAGCCCGGCUCUGUCCGCACUCAUGCUCCUGCAGUCAGCGUGGUCAGGGGCGGCUGUACACACACUAAACACAGAUGAUGAUGGGAGCUGUGGCGGCGGCAGGAGCAGCAGAGAGACCGAGAAACCCCUGCAGCAGCAGCAGCAGCUGCAGCCGCCGCAGCAGCCGCAGCAGCCGCCGCGCACAGGACCCAGCGGCUCGUGGGGCCGGGCCGGCAACCACAGCUUCAACUCCCUGCCGCCCCAGCUGAUGACUGCGGAGCAGGCACGGGAGGGCACGUUGGCAGGAGCCGCGGGCACGGCGUACCCCUUUUCCGCCUCCCCGCGCACAACCCUCGCCAGUGACGGCCGUAGCGGCGACAGCGGCCAUGGCGCCAUGGCUGGCCACCACCAACACCCACCCGCCACCUCGCACCCUGUAUCCCUGCCGCAGCCGCAUGCAAAGCCGCGGCCGUCACCGACGCGGCCGCCACAUUCGCUGCAGCAGCCGCAGCACAUGGUGCCGCCACAUGACCGCCACCUGCUGCCGCGGUCACUGCCAUCGCAGCCCACAGUGGCGCCGCCACAGACCCUGAUGCCGCUACCCCUAAUAAUGCUAGGCGGCGACGGCGGUCCAGGGAACCACACGCUGGCCGCCUCGCUGCCGUUCUCCGGGCCGCAUUUCCUGCAACCGUUGUCACAGCUGACGGGCGGCAGUAGCAACGGCGUGCGCGGUGUCAGUGGCAGCAGUAGCACCAUUCCAGGCAAGGAGGAACCGGUAGAGGCAGGGGGCGUAGCAUCGCCGGCGGCGGCGCGGUGGCUGCGGGCGCCCUCGCCGCCGCCGCCCGUCUCCAUUCCCGUGGUGCUGCCGCAGCCUGGCCGCAGCCUGGGAGGCUACUGCCUCGCCACCGGGGCCUCCGUCGGCAGUAGCAGCAACGGUGGCGGCGCGGUCGCCGCCGUCGGCAGUAGCAGCGGCAGCGGCAGUGUAGGUUGCGGCCGCAGCGGCCGCCGUGGCCUGGCGCUGAUGGCGCACGGGCACUGCGUGCGGCCCGGCUGCGUGAGCUUCUCUCCUGACUCGCCGCUGGGUCUCGCUGCGGAGCAGGCGGCAGCGGCUGUAGCAGCGGCCGUAGCAGCGGCCGUAGCAGCGGCCGCCAAGACCGCCGCAGAGGCCGAGGCGCAGGCAAACGCGCAGGCUGGGUCACACGCCGUGGUCGAGGGGCCUGCAGCUGCAGGGGUCCCGGCAGGCAGCAGCAGCUGCGACCGCAGUGGGCCAGGCGUCGGGCUGGCCACGCCUGCUGCACUCGCUGUGGCCGGACCCGCGCCGGGGGAGGGCCCGUUCUCCACGGCCUCUGCGCUGACGACUCUGCUGGUGUCGGGCAGCGCCGUUGGCGGUGGCGGCGCCGCCUUCUGUACGCUUUCCUCAACCGCGUGCAGGACUGCAGGCGGCGGCGGUGGCGAGGCGGCGGUACAGGACUGCGGCUGGGACCUGCUGCUGGAGGACGCUGAUGCUGAUGGUGUCGCCGGUGGCACUGGCGGCGCCGGUGGUGGAGCCAGGGAGCCGCGGGCUGCGUCGGCCUUCGCCGCAGGGAGCAAUGAGCCGCGCACUAGCACUGCGGAGGGCGGCGCAGCUGGCGGGCUGCCCGGUGGCGGCGUACCCGACAUUAGUGACGCCCAUACGCCGCACCAGCCGCAGGGGCCGCAGGAGUCGAUGCCGAUGUGGUCGGGGCAGGUGGCGGAGGGGCCGCAGCGGACCGCCGCGGCGCUGCUGGCGGCCGCGGGAACGGGGGCGGCUGGGGAGUAGACGGGAUCCCAUGCGGCCAAAUGAUGCAGCAGAGGGUUGUUUAUGAUGGAGCAGGUGAAGAGGGGCAGUUGCGAGGCGCUUGCGCUUGACAAGAAUACACUGAUUUAGCGGUGUGAUGCACGGGCGUUAGUGAAGAGAAGAGAACCACAUGUGUGUGUGUGUGUGUGUAUGUGUGUUUGUGUGUGCAUGGGGUAGCGCUGCAUGGUACGUAAGCAUUGCGCCCAACCACUGCUAUGGUAGUGCAGUUGCCAUCGUGUUGCAGUCGCUGGUUGCUGCACGUUGAUGCGUGGAUGUUGCUGAGGGAUAGUUGCACUGAUGCAAAUGCAACGCACACGGUUGCGGGCUUGCGGUUGGGCAGUGGUGCAUCGGCGCGCGGCCAGGCUGGAGGGCUUGAUCUCGGCACAGCUUCUUGGAACAACAUGUGUGUCUGUUGUCGUGGCCAGCAUUUCAUUUGUAGGGUGCACUAGGAGGCAUCGUUGACGGACAUUUUUCACCACUAUACAGCAAGUAACACGUACAUGACACGGGAUUGCGCAUGCUGCAUGCGGUACUUGCAUGCAGUAGCUAACAGGGGUUCCCCUGGUAGCUAAGCGCGGCACAUAUCUUAUAAUCAUUGGGCAGCUCUCGGUGGGCGCACAGAGCUGUGCCCGCGGACCCCGCAUUUGUACCGGCGACGCUCACAUCCGGGCUGGCCCUUGCCAUUGAGCGGCACAUGCACGCACUCCACAUGCCGCCAUCAGUCGUGCUGCCUCGAACGCGAUUGAGUUGGCAGGGAUUGCGGGACGCGGGGGCAAUGUAUGAGGGAAGUUGGGUUGGCGUUGGUUAGCACACGGUUGGCGAUACAGAAUGAGGUGCGCUGGCUGUAGCCGUGUUGCGGUUGUAUGCCUAAUGAAAGCAAGGUAUGAACGCGUCAGGCGCUCGUUGGUACCGUACUUGACUAGUAUAGGACUGCAUUGAGGUAGAAUCUUACAUGCAUUUUUGACAUCAGGUUGUGCAGAGGUACAGGGAAACCGGGUGGUUGCCUUGGUGGCGGGGGGCGGGGCUGGGGACACUGCGGGCACGAGUUCCAUGCGCAU